This is a messenger RNA of Halichondria panicea, 1394 nucleotides long. RefSeq names its product dentin sialophosphoprotein-like. The coding region runs from base 107 to 1246 and encodes 379 amino acids. The transcript has a single exon. The record is from RefSeq and is a predicted model, not a curated record. NCBI's taxonomy places the organism in Eukaryota, Metazoa, Porifera, Demospongiae, Suberitida, Halichondriidae.
UCCCAUACCUACCCACCUAUAGUUCUAUAAAAGUGGAGUGUUACGCUGACUGCAAUCAUAAUCAGCAGAAGAAAAGGAUACGAUUUGAAAUUCACCAAUAACGAGAAUGAAAACCAUCAUUACUGCUCUAACCCUCUUGGCCAUCAUGGUUCUCCUAAUUGAGGGCAAACCUUUGUCUUCCAGGCCGAGGGAGAAGGGCCGAGGUAUGCAGAGACGUUUGGAGAAGCUCAAAGAGAAACUUAUCAGCGAAGACUGUGAGCAAGUGUGCCCACCAAUGCCUGGUAACAGCACGUCAAAUCUGGAGUGUGCUCGCUGCAUUGUCACAGAAACAGGAACUCCUCAACUCUCUGACUUCCUAUCAGCUGUUGCAUUAGCUCGCUCUGAGAGGAACUGCUCAAGCGGGGGAAAAAGGAGUGACUCCAAUACUGGACGAGGAGAUGAAGAUGAAAGUAGCGACAGUAGCAAAUCAGACAGCGAAGGAUCCGGAGAUAUAUCUCCACUUGUGGAAAAAAGCGGUAAAUCAAGAAAGAGAGGUAAACCUGGCAGGAGUGACAAUUCUGAGAGCAAACGAUCUGCGAGCGAAGAGAGUGAAGAUGGCAGUGGUGACGAAACUGAGACAAUGAAGUCCAUGAAAAGCAAGAAAUCAAAGGGUCGAAAGUCUAAAAGUGACUCCAAUACUGGAUCAGGAGAUGAAGAUGAAAGUAGCGAUAGUAGCAAAUCAGACAGCGAUGGAUCUGGAGAUAUUUCUCCACUUGAGGGAAAAAGCGGUAAACCAGGCAAGAGGGGAAAAUCUAAGAGCAAGCAAGAGAGUGAAGAUGACAGCACUGAGUCUGCUGAUGAGUCAUCCAGUUCCAGUGAGAGCAAACGAUCUGCGAGCGAACAGAGUAAAGAUGACAGCACUGUGUCAGACUCUGCUGAUGAGUCAUCCAGUUCCAGGGAGAGCGAAGAAUCUGUAAGUGAUGAAUCUGAGAGCACUGCCGAAUCUGAUAGCGAGUCCGAAGCAAGUGAGAGUGACUCAACUUCUGAUGCCUCAACUGCUGUAGAGAAAAGGCAAGCGAAGGAAGAGGAUGAUAACAAUCUCGUCAAUACAUUUGCUGCUCUGAUUGGAGAUUGUCAUGGCAAGUGUGGCAACCUCAGUCGAGGGUGUGGAAAGCCUGUGCUGCCUUGUCUGAAGUGCAUCAUCAAAGAGUUUGACAUGGACGAAACUGUAGUGGAUCUGAUUGCAGUUAUAGCACCUUCUGCCUAACUACUCAGUAUAUGAACAGUUCACUAAUCAUGUACAAUGUAUUUAUAGUACUGUAUAGAUCUACUCUUUUCUGAUAAAGGAAGGCUGAUAAAAUCUCUUAAUCUUGUUGUAUAAUUAGGCACCUCUAUUCAUAUUGUUUACAUGUCAA